Messenger RNA from Tuber aestivum (summer truffle), 7562 nucleotides. Lineage: Eukaryota; Fungi; Ascomycota; Pezizomycetes; Pezizales; Tuberaceae. The record is from the annotation of a GenBank genome assembly.
GGGAUCAUCAAUUCGACUUCUAGCUUCAUUCCGUGUCCACCAGAUCGAAGUUCCUUUUGAUCCUUUUCCAAUCUUUAGUUAUACCUUUAAUUUAUUUACCUUCUCGAAAAGGUCAGUUUGCCUUACAAAUCAAAGGAAGAUUCGUUGUGGGAGUUGAGUCACAGCGAUUGAGGAUCAAAUACCUCCUUUUUUUCGCCCCUUACCUUGCCUUCGUCACCAGUUUAUGGCUAACUAUUGAUGUUGAAAGGAAUCAGUUUACUGUAAAUUCCUCGGGUUCACUUUGGCUUUUUCGUUCUGUACUUUUACGACUGAGACAUGACUGCGUCUUCAAGCCGUGGGCGAAGAUCGGUUACAGCAGCUACCCAGUCGGGUGAUGAUACUACCGAACUGCGGGGUUCCGUCUCGAGUGAGGAUGGGCCUGUUGUAAAGCCUAAACGACGACUCCAACGGGAGAGGCCGAAACCUGUUGUUGAUAGCGAUGUCGAUAGCGAUGGCGAUGGGAAGAAGAACGAUGAAUAUCUCGACGACGACGAAGAUGAAGAGGAGAGGGAGACAACACCGGCGCGGAAGAAAGCGGCGAUUGAAGGGGGAGAGAAAUCAAGGUUGUUUAUGACAGCGGUUGAGGGUGAGCUCAUAUUUCAUAAUCCUGGUCUUUGAUCUCCGAUCUGAACACGACUACGCAUGUUUUAUCGUUUAUCUUUUCACUUUGUUCUGGCUGGCCAUCGUCCUCUCUUGUUUAUUGUGUCACCGCGCUCAUACUGUCCUCUGGGAGUUCUCUUUGACUUAUUCUGUCAUCUCGUUUUUGGAUCCAGACUAAUAAAUGUGUUGUAGUUCCUGUGCGGAAGUCCGUGGUAAUGUCGCCCGUACUUGGAUCCGCGUCGGCCAAAAAAGCAACUAAACAGCUAUCUAUGGACAAUUAUUUCGGUAAAGCGGCGAAUCGUGCUCCUAUAAUAGUUCCGGAAUUUGUAAAACCAAGAGGAAAGGGCAAAGCCGUGGCGGUGGGAAAGUCACCAGCACCGGCUCCUAAGUCGAGGGUAAAGAGCGAAUGGGCGCCCAAAACACCGGUUCCCAAGAAGAGCGCUAGGGCGCACUCUCGAUCGGCAAAGGGCACUGACGAUGAAUCGGAUUUUGUUGUGUCUGGCGACAAUGAGGAUGCCGAGAGUGAGGGGACGGGUGAUGUUGCCCCAACUGAAGAUGAGGAUGAUGGCGAUGCAGUGAUCGACGAUGAAAUUGACGAUAUUGUGGUCGAUAAACCAAAAUCGAGGUCCAAAGUCAGGAUCACUGCUACCGGAAAGGUGAAACAUGUAUCCACCUCUAAGCCCUCGGGGUUGAAGAUUGUGCCUCGUGAGGGAGAUCUUCCCCCUAUCUCCGAUUUACAGCAGAUGUUCGACGAUAUAGUUUCGCGUCUUCCUGAUCUGAAGGGUCUAUUUGGAAAGCGCGGAGGACGCAAAUUAAGGGUUGCCACCAUGUGUUCUGGAACCGAGAGUCCUUUACUUGCCUUGGGGUUGAUGGGCAGGAGCAUGAGGAGUCAAGGUUUAGGAAAACUCGAGAUUGAGCAUGUGUUCAGUUGCGAGAUCGAACUGUAUAAACAAGCGUGAGUUUGUUCUGGAGCAGCUUUUAAAGUCGUGGUGCUGAUGUUGUUAAGUUACAUCGAGAGAAAUUUUAAGCCACCUAUCUUGUUUAGGGAUGUUAGAGAACUCGGGGAAGACGUAGCGUAGGUUAAUCCGGACUAUGAUGGUACUCGGUAGAAACUAAUAGUUGUAGUACUACGGCGUACGGUGCCAAGGUUUCCGUUCCUGGAAACGUUGAUUUGCUCAUUGCCGGUACGUCUUGUGUCGAUUUCUCGAAUUUGAACAACAAGAAAAAAGGCCUCGAGGAUGUCGGGGAGUCGUCAGACACUUUCCAUGGAAUGAUGAGAUGGGCAAUUCGUCAUCGUCCUACAGUCAUUAUCCAGGAAAACGUGCAGGGUGCGGCGUGGACUCAGAUGAGGGCAGAAUACGUUGAAGCUGGAUAUUCCGCUGAGUUUGUACCCAAUUUCGACUCCAAAAAUUACUACGUCCCCCAAACCCGGCAGAGAGGGUACUUGUUCGCGGUAGAUAAGGCGGAUAGCGGCAUCCCUAAUCGGUGGAUUGAUGCUAUGAAAAACCUCCGCCGCCCGGCGACUUGCACCCUCGAGGCUUUUUUGCUUCCGUCCGACGAUCCUAGAAUUCACCAGGUUCGGAUGGAUUUAGCGACAAAACGCGAUGGGUCUAAGAAGACAGCGAGAUCCGUUGAGUGGGAGAAAUGCGAAGGCCGUCACCAAAAGGAGCGACUUCAACAAAAGCUUGGUCUCAAGAGACCAAUGACCCAGUGGGAGGAAGGCGGAGUCUGUAAGAUGUUGGAUUUCGCAUGGCAGGAUUGGGGUGCCAUGCAGGUGGACCGUGUUCUCGAUUUGAUGGAUAUUAAUAUGUUGACCCUAGCGAAGGAAGGAAUUGAUUGUAAUUAUAAGGAGUAAGUCUGCAAACCUUAUUCUUGACAUGAUGGUUGCUAAUAUGAUGCAGGCAAUUUUGGAAUCUGUCACAAAAUGUCGACCGCAAUACUUUCGGAAAAGCCAACGGCAUCUGUCCCUGCCUUACCCCACAUAUGAUUCCGUAUCUUACAGAUCGUGGUGGUCCGAUGAUUGGGCUUGAGGCACUAGCUAUGCAGGGUCUUCCUAUAAACGAGCUGCUUUUGACGAGGGAGUCUACGCAGGAGCUUCAAAAUCUUGCCGGAAAUGCUAUGACUUCAACUGUUGUGGGAACUGCUACCCUGGUUGCCCUGUUACUUUCUAAGAACGUGCUGCGAUCUCCGGAUGACGAUGGUAUGGAUGUCGAUGUGGAUGACCUGGAUAUCUCGACGAGAAUUGGUGGAGACAAACAACUUAAACAACGACCUCUAGAUUUGUCAACUACCCAAGCUUUCAAGAUUUCAGACCUAUUGAAGUUGGCAUCGCGAAGUUCCCGUUUAUGCGUUUGCGAGGGCCGGUCGGACAUGACCUCUAGUUUGCUUUCUCGUUGCGAAGAGUGUGGCUUUUCUAGUUGUGAGAGAUGUGGCGGUAGACCUGAGCACGCAUACAAGGUCCUUAACGUUCAUGAUCGGCUUGCACCUUUGGCGUUUGAGGAUAUGCUGAAAGGUGUUCUACCUAUGCGUUUGGUUGUUGCUGCGAUUACUGGGGAGUUUCUCGAGAGCCUGAAGACAGCCAAUCCCAAAGCCGCCGGUCAUAUAUCGGCUAAGGACUGGAGCAUGUUUAUUAGUCUUAUGCUCGAUGCGACCUCCGGGGAGUUUAGGUUCACGAACCUUAAGCGUCAGCAAAUCUGGAGUGUAACUUACGAUGCUCCAGCGGCAAAGUUGGAACUCCUGCUCGACCCAAAUCAGCCCGAGUGGCGGUUGUUCGCUAAGUGCCCCACAUCUGAGGGUGUCAAUAGUCGAAAGCGUGCAAUGUGCAAAGCGCCUAUGGCUCGUAUGCGAUUAUCGAAAGCCCAGGACAUUAUGGAUUGCGGAGUCGAGGUGUGCUUGCCUACGAGAUACGAUUUUAACCUGACUUUGGUGGGGGAAGGUGUUUUGGUUGAGUCCUGGCAAGCUCAGCUUGGUCUUCAGGACUCUAAGUUUGCCGAAAGAAAAGUCUGGUCACAUGUUCGGAUGACUGUGCCCGACGAAGCAAAAGAAUGUCUUGAUCGUGAUCUCUCGGGUCUCUGGAAGCUUCUUCCUGCAUGUGGGACCUCUAACGGCGCUCUUCACAAGCAGGUUGACAGUGACGGUGGUGCCCAACUUUUCUUCUUCUUGGAUCCUACAAAGUGCGGUGAGCCUAAGCAUGAUCCCUUCGUCUUUUCGGUCAGCCCUAGAAGGUAUGCCUACGGAGAACAGCGCCCAAUUGUUGCAAAGUUAGAUCCUAAGUUCAGAACAUUCGGUGACGAUAAACCACGGGUUGUCGGAUGUCAUGUUGAUGGACAAUGGGUUGUGGCUAAGGGCUCCACCCUUAAGCCGCCUUCCUCUUCCACACAAACCGUGAGCCAGGCUGUUUACGCUACCCCGGGCAAGAGAGGCUUGGAAAUCAGCGUUACCAAAGCCGACUGUGCUGUUGCCAAUGCUAUCCUCACUUGCCGGGUUCCGUUGGAGAACCAAGCUGAAGGGGUAUGGCCAAAAGGUGUCUGGAAGCAAGUCGACAAGAUCCAUGAGAGAAAUACGUUCGAGAGCUUGGCCUGGCUUACUGAGCGUGUACGAUCUAUGCGCCAUUUGUCAAACUGGAAUGCGCUGGGUCUUCCCGAGGACCACACUAAUUGCGAGCGAUGUGCCCCUACGCCCCCGAAUCUCCGUUGGGUUUUGAAGGGGAAUAAGUUCGUUCCCAUGGAGGACACCAAACAAGCCGCACCCUACGAACGUGCGCUAAAAAAUAGACCCUCACCUUUUGUCACACAAUUGAUGCUUGAGGGCGACAACACUGGUGUUUUGAGGAUCGGUCUGAAUAUUCCCACACUCGUUCAUAGGGCAUUGUCAAGACUUCCAUCUGAAGGUAGAGAGGAAAUGCCGAUGCUGAGCUGGCGAUUGACCACCGACUAUAUCCCGGAAACUCAGCUUACGCUUCCUGCAUUCGAUUUGACAAGUAACAAGAAGGAUCAACCGCACACCCAACCUCCGAGAUUUAUUACCAAGUUGAGACCGGAGCAGCUUAGAUCGCUAAGUUGGAUGAUGGAGCAGGAGGAAGAGGAUGCGAUCCCUUUCGUUGAAGAAGAGAUUUCUGAGGCUCUUUUGCCACACCUUAAUUGGCGAGCGGAAGGAAAGGCGGAGCGGCCUAUCCAGAUUCGUGGGGGUGUCCUUGCUGAUCAGGUCGGAUAUGGUAAAACCGCAAUCACAUUGGGAUUGAUUGAUUGCUCUCGCGACAAUAUCAAACUCCCUGAAGAUGUUGAUGGUCGUAUACCUGUUAAGGCUACCUUGAUCAUUGUUCCGGCGCAUUUAACUAACCAGUGGCCUGCCGAGAUCAACAAAUUUACCGGUAGCAAUACCUACAAGGUAAUUAAGAUUCAGAGCCAGGCUCAUCUUAACGCCUUGACCAUUGCCCAAGUGAUGGAUGCGGAUAUAAUUGUUGUUGCCUCCACGCUUUUCAGGAGCGAUAAAUAUCUUGGUAACCUGGCUGGAUUUGCCGCCACGAAGCCCGUUCCAUCCUCGGAGGGCAGACGUUUCAACGCGUGGCAGAAGGUCGCUCUUCGGGACCUCAGAGAGCAAGUAAACAAUCUUCGUGAUGGUGGCGCUGAAUUUGUUCGGCAGAGAAUCGAUGACAAUGCGAAGGGCAUCAACGAUGAAGAUAGUGAUGCAGAGGAGAUUGUGCGCAACAAGCGUCUCAUCGGUAAGGCUUAUGUCGAAGCAGUCGAGAAGCAGGCCCAGGCCGGUGGAAAGCGCAAGAGGCCAAAAGUUGAAGCCUCGGACGGGGAAUUUAGUUCGUCUGCGAGCGGGUCUGGCCCGUCGAAGAAGACCAAGAUGGCUCCUGUCGUGGUCGGCGAUCCUUGGAGUCUUAGGACGGGUGCUGUGGCGAGGGAUUGGAAGCGUAUGCACGCACCGCCGUUCGAGAUGUUCCACUUUAAUCGGCUAGUUGUCGACGAGUAUACCUAUCUUAAGGGACAAGUGCAUGCUGGUAUCACCUGUUUGAAAUCUACUUUCCGUUGGGUGUUGUCUGGAACGCCACCGCUGGACGAUUUUGCCGAUGUUAAGACUAUUUCCGUGUUUUUGGGGAUUCACUUGGGUAUUGACGAUGAUAUGGUUGGGAAGAUUGAUAACAGGAAGAAGAUCAAGAAGGACAGGACCAGUAAGCAUUACCUGUUACAUUGAUUUUAUCAUCUGCUAAUCUCUCACUAGGUGUCGAGGCGUUUACGGCAUUCAGAGAACUAAGAUCGCCGGGAUGGCAUACGCGGAGGCAUGAGAUUGCCCAGAACUUUCUCAACCAGUUUGUCCGACAAAAUAUCGCCGAGAUUGAUGAAAUCCCUUUUGAGGAACAUAUCGUCCCGGUCACCCUUCCCGCGGCUGAACGCGCUAUUUACCUGGAGCUUGAGCAUCAUCUCCAAGCCUUGGAAAUGAACAUCCGGAAGUCAAAGAUCAAGGUCGAUAACGAUAGGGAUAAAAGAUUGCAAGAAUCUCUUGGGGAUAGUGCGUCCGCUGAGGAAGCUUUGCUUAAGCGUUGCUCUCACUUUGUUUUGGAUUUCAGCAAAGAGGACGAGGAGAAUGCUGUCCAGGCGUGUGAGGUUAUUGUCAAGGAUCGUAAACGUCAGCUUACUAGCUGUCGUGAGGAGAUCCGUCAACGCCUCGUCGAUUGUCUGAAACGUCACAGGGAGAUUCCCAAGGAUUCCUUCCCUAUAGCGUCCGGCGAUCACUUUGGCGCCUUCCUCAAGACCACCCUCGAAAACGGUAUCGGAGAUCCUGAAGCUGGCGAGGACAUAGUCGCAUUGAUCAACCAAGCCAAGGGUAGUGGAAAAGGUCCUAAGCCGUUUUCUGGCAUUCCUAGUGUCGUUGGCGUCGAUUUCCUCAAACCUAGCAGGUCCUCUAAGAAGGCCAAAGGUAAAGGGAGAGCUGAUGACGAUGACGAUGAUGCGGAAGUCUAUAUAGAGCCCUGGCCGAAAGCAAUGGAAGACAAAGUCCAGCAACUCCGCGAUCGUACCGCAGUCCUUCGUGCCCUUGUCCGCAAAGAGCUUGUCGGCCGCCAUCGCUCGCUCCGUUACUUCCGCAUUGUACGUGACCUCCAACAAUUCGGCCUCGCCGAGUUUGCAAAGAAGAACUCCAUCUCGAACAUCUCCUGUCCCGGGUGUAAGCGCAAGAGCCUCCCCGUCUCAGAGAUUGCUGUACUGUCCAGUUGCGGCCAUCAAGGCUGCUAUACAUGUCUCGAGGCCGCAGCGCAUAAACAGGAGUGCCUAACGUCGGGCUGUGACUCUGCCGCUCGGGUGCUUAACGUUGUUAAGGGCGAGAGUCUGGGAACUGAAGAUGCGAAGGAGGGAAUUGGUAGACAUUACGGAAUGAAGUUGGAGAAGAUGAUGCACUUGGUGCAAAAGCUCAUCCCAGCGGACGAGAAGAUUCUCGUGUUCGUCCAAUUCACAGACCUGAUGGAGAAAGUGGCCGAAGUGUUGAAGGAGUACAAAAUCGGCUUCCUGCAAAUCAAGGGCUCCGCAGCAGCGCAGAGUAAAGCGCUCCAACAAUUCCAGGAAUCGACCAAGAAGGAUAACAUUAAAGUCCUGCUACUGAACGUUAUGGAUGAGAGUGCUUCCGGAGCGUAAGUUCCUUUUUACAUCUUUUUUUUCUGAGGUUCCAGGUGCAAAGUGACUAAUAAAAAUGCGAAUAGCAAUCUCACAAACGCCAACCACGCAAUCUUCCUCUCCCCGCUCCUCACCAUGACUGAUUACGAGUAUAGGUCCUGCGAAACGCAGGCUAUCGGACGUGUGCGCCGCUACGGACAGACCAAGAAGGUGCACGUGUGGAGAUUCCUGACUGAGAAUUCCAUCGAUGUGGAGAUUUUCCAGGAUAGAAGUGGGGCGAAGUUUGCGGAUGUGGAGAAGUUUGUCAUGUAA